Molecule: messenger RNA, 401 nt
Organism: Candidula unifasciata
Lineage: Eukaryota; Metazoa; Mollusca; Gastropoda; Stylommatophora; Geomitridae
Source: the annotation of a GenBank genome assembly
AUGGCCUACUGGUUUCACAGAAACCCAUUGAAAGCAACAGCUGUUGUUACUUACGAACUUCAUGGAGUAUCAACCAAUGAUGCGACACGAAAGAUUUUUAGUGAUCUCAGGAUGACAAGAACAAAGUUGCUGGAAUUACUGACAGAUCCCAGUCAUCCAAGAGACACAGUGGAGAAGGCUGCCUCAGAAUAUCUGGGUCUCUUGCAGGGAAUGUGCAUUCCAAUGGAUUCAGGGGAGCCAGAAAACAAAAUGCGCAAAUUGACCAAAUACAAGUGGACCAAUUCGUUGCUGGGAAAUGCUUCAGUAGAGUACACUGACACAGUGUUUGAAUACUUCAGUAUGACAUUCAAUGUGGCUUUGUGGUUCACUAAACAUGCAGCCAAACUGGCAGCCAAGGAUAA